GAAAAGCCGCACAAAUGCCAGAUCUGUGGAAAGGGUUUUAGUCAGUCGUCAAAUCUCAUCACACACACUCGUAAGCACACCGGGUUCAAGCCGUUUUCGUGCACAAUGUGUGGCCGAGCUUUUCAACGGAAGGUAGACCUCAGACGCCACAUGGAUUCGCACCAUCUGAAGUUAGAAAGCAGCUAUGGCGGCAGCAACUUGUCCUGUAUUGGCACUGGUGUUGGAGUUGGUGUUACCUCAGAGCCGCUACUGAUAUCACUGCCGACUACUGCGAUACCGAAGCGCCCCCUGAUGAUGAACGUAGAGAACACUAUGGACAGUGCUCAGUCGACAUCAUCGGACGUCACUCAUUCUGGAGGCACCACGUAAAU
Messenger RNA from Soboliphyme baturini, 371 nucleotides. NCBI's taxonomy places the organism in Eukaryota, Metazoa, Nematoda, Enoplea, Dioctophymatida, Soboliphymatidae. The record is from the annotation of a GenBank genome assembly.